AUGGGUCAUAUUGAAAUUGUCUCUACAGAGUUGGAGAUAUCAGUUGCUCAGAGUCCAUUAGGAAAUCUUGCAAAACUGAAAGUCUUGGGUUCCAUUGAUGAUCAACAUGCUAAGUCUACCUGCCCUACUAAGGAUCAGAUGAAAAGAUAUAGUGAAGGAGAAAUAGGAAACUUAUCAAUAAAGGCAUUCACAUUUCGCGAAUUAGCAUCUGCGACUAAGAAUUUCCGCCAAGAAUAUCUUCUAGGCGAGGGUGGAUUUGGAAGAAUCUAUAAGGGCACAUUGCAACCCAAUGGCCAGGUUGUAUCGGUGAAACAAUUGGAUCGCAAUGGAAUGCAAGGAAACAAGGAAUUUCAAACCGAGGUGGAGACACUUAGUAUCCUUCGGCAUAAAAACUUGGUAGAACUCAUUGGAUAUUGUGCUGAUGGUGAUCAAAGGCUUCUGGUUUACGAGUAUAUGACUCAAGGAGCUCUUGAUGCACAUCUACUCGAUAUUCUGCCGGAUAAACCAGCUUUGGAUUGGAAAACAAGGAUGAAAAUAGCGGAGGAAAUAGCUCAAGGGCUCGAGUAUUUGCACGAAAUAGCAAAGCCUCCAGUUGUAUAUCGCGACUUGAAAUCAUCAAACAUCAUGUUGGACGACGAGUUCAACGCAAAGCUGUUUGAUUAUGGGCUUGCUAACAUUGGCCAAAAUGAAGGUGGGAAAAUGCUCAUAUCUCCAAGGGUUAUAGGAAAAUAUGGGUAUUGUGCUCCCGAAUACGAAAGAUCGGGAGAACUAACUUUGAAGUCCGAUAUAUAUAGCUUCGGAGUUGUAUUACUUGAGCUAGUCACAGGACGACGAGCAAUCGAUACUACUCGACCAACCAACGACCAAAAUCUUGUUACAUGGGUAAUCUCAAAUAUUGUUUCCCUAGCUCAACCAUAUUUUAAGAACCCGAAGAAAUUCCCCGAGAUGGCUGAUCCCAAUCUUCAAAACCGAUAUCCCUUGACGGAUCUGAAUCAGGUGGUUGGUGUGGCGGCAAUGUGUAUUCAAGAGGAGCCUAUGGUACGUCCAUUGAUUGGUGACAUUUUGGCCGCACUUAGUUGCCUAAAGUUAGUCGGAGAAAACCUUACUCCUCCGGUAACUUCUACCACCACCAACACAAGUCAUGAUCAAGGCAGCGAAGAUGAAGACGAGGAUGAUGAGGAGAGAACAAGAGAAAAGGAGAGAGCAAUAGAAGUUCACAAAGAAGUGUUAGUUCUUCUAGCAAUGGAAGUGACGCCAUUGAAUUUGAGUUCCAUGGUGGAAGUUCCAUGA
This is a messenger RNA of Impatiens glandulifera, 1290 nucleotides long. Its product is annotated as probable serine/threonine-protein kinase PBL25. Bases 1 to 1290 code for a protein of 429 amino acids. Gene Ontology annotation, molecular function: protein kinase activity; ATP binding. The transcript has 7 exons. The record is from RefSeq and is a predicted model, not a curated record. Lineage: Eukaryota; Viridiplantae; Streptophyta; Magnoliopsida; Ericales; Balsaminaceae. Gene Ontology annotation, biological process: protein phosphorylation.